This is a messenger RNA of Octodon degus (degu), 3847 nucleotides long. RefSeq names its product SIX homeobox 4 (gene Six4). Bases 83 to 2359 code for a protein of 758 amino acids. NCBI's taxonomy places the organism in Eukaryota, Metazoa, Chordata, Mammalia, Rodentia, Octodontidae. The record is from RefSeq and is a predicted model, not a curated record. Gene Ontology annotation, molecular function: RNA polymerase II cis-regulatory region sequence-specific DNA binding; DNA-binding transcription factor activity, RNA polymerase II-specific. The transcript has 4 exons. Gene Ontology annotation, biological process: regulation of transcription by RNA polymerase II. Gene Ontology annotation, cellular component: transcription regulator complex; nucleus.
UGCAGCAACCGGAGGAGUCACGUUGGGGGAACGGCAGAAAGCAGCUAUCCGUUUACACUACUUUGCUCUAGCAGCUAUCUUAAUGAUCGCGAGCGCGGCGGACAUCAAGCAGGAGAAUGGGAUGGAAAGCGCCUCGGAAGGGCAGGAGGCGCAGCGCGAGGUGGCGGGGGGCGCGGCGGCGGGGCUGAGCCCCCCGACCCCAGCUCCGUUCCCCCUGGAGCCGGGGGAAGCGGCGGCCGGCGCGGGCCGCGAGGAGGGGACGGCGGCGGAGCCGGUCCGACUGCACUCGGAACUUCUGGGCGGGCACCGCGCUGCCGCCGCGCGGACCCCGCUGGCCUUCUCGCCGGACCACGUCGCCUGCGUGUGCGAGGCGCUGCAGCAGGGGGGCAACCUGGACCGCCUGGCCCGGUUCCUGUGGUCCCUGCCCCAGAGCGACCUGCUACGUGGCAACGAGAGCCUGCUGAAGGCGCGGGCGCUCGUGGCCUUCCACCAGGGCAUCUACCCCGAGCUGUACAGCAUCCUCGAGAGCCACAGCUUCGAGUCGGCCAACCACCCGCUGCUGCAGCAGCUCUGGUACAAGGCGCGCUACACCGAGGCCGAGCGCGCGCGCGGCCGGCCGCUGGGCGCCGUGGACAAGUACCGGCUGCGCAGGAAAUUCCCGCUGCCCCGCACCAUCUGGGACGGCGAGGAGACGGUGUAUUGUUUCAAGGAGAAGUCGCGCAACGCGCUCAAGGAGCUCUACAAACAGAAUCGCUACCCCUCGCCCGCCGAGAAGCGGCACCUGGCCAAGAUCACCGGCCUGUCCCUCACCCAGGUCAGCAACUGGUUCAAGAACCGCCGGCAGCGCGACCGGAACCCCUCGGAGACCCAGUCCAAAAGUGAGUCAGAUGGCAAUCCCAGCACUGAAGAUGAAUCCAGCAAGGGACACGAGGAUUUGUCUCCUCACCCACUCUCCGGUUCAUCUGACAGCGUCACCAAUCUCAGCCUUUCCAGCCACAUGGAACCAGUGUAUAUGCCGCAAAUUGGAAAUACUAAGAUACCGUUAAGCUCUUCCGGAGUUCUGUUGAAUGGAAGCUUGGUUCCUGCAAGUACUUCGCCUGUCUUCCUUAAUGGUAAUUCUUUUAUUCAGGGACCCAAUGGAGUUAUCCUUAAUGGAUUAAAUGUAGGAAAUGCUCAGACAGUGUCACUGACUCCACCAAAAAUGUCUUCUAACAUUGUGAGCAAUGGCGUAGCCAUGACUGACAUACUGGGGUCUGCCUCCCAGGAUGUGAAGGAAUUCAAGGUCCUGCAGAGUUCUACUGCUAACUCAGCAGCUACCACCUCCUACAGCCCCAGUGUGUCAUUCCCAGGACUGAUACCCAGCACUGAAGUGAAAAGAGAAGGCAUUCAAACGGUGGCUUCCCAGGAUGGAGGCCCUGUAGUGACUUUUACUACACCAGUGCAAAUUAACCAGUAUGGCAUUGUCCAGAUCCCUAAUUCCGGAGCAAAUGGCCAGUUCCUUAAUGGGAGCAUUGGAUUCUCUCCACUGCAGCUGCCUCCCGUCUCAGUGGCAGCGUCACAAGGUAAUAUUUCAGUAAAUUCAAGCACUUCAGAUGGGAGCACAUUUACAAGUGAGUCUGCCACAAUCCAGCAAGGAAAGGUGUUCUUGAACUCUCUUGCUCCCAAUGCAGUGGUAUAUACUGUUCCUAAUUCAGGCCAGACUGUAGGAUCUGUGAAACAGGAGGGCUUGGAAAGGAGCCUGGUGUUUUCUCAGUUGAUGCCUAUCAAUCAGAAUGCACAAGUAAAUGCAAACCUGCCUUCUGAAAAUAUCCCAGGGAGUGGCCUCCAUCCACUGGCCCCCUCAUUAGUUAAUGUAUCCCCAACUCACAGUUUUUCCCUGACUCCCCCUACUCUGCUAACUCCCACUGAGCUAAACCAUGACAUUGCUGAUAGCCAGCCAAUGUCUGCACCUGUGGCAAGCAAAUCUACUGUGACCUCUGUCGGCAACACUAACUAUGCAACACUUCAGAACUGCUCCCUUAUUACUGGUCAAGACCUACUGUCAGUCCCUAUGUCUCAGGCUGCCCUUGGAGAAAUAGUUCCUGCAGCCGAAGACCAGGUAGGUCAUGCGACCCCUACAGUUCACCAGGAUUUUGUCAGAGAACACCGAUUGGUUCUGCAAUCCGUGGCUAACAUAAAGGAGAAUUUCUUACAGAAUUCUGAGAGCAAAGCAACAAGCAGCCUUCUCAUGCUAGACUCCAAAUCCAAGUAUGUCCUAGAUGGCAUGGUUGAGACAGUCUGUGAAGACCUGGAGACAGACAAAAAAGAGCUUGCCAAGCUCCAAACUGUCCAGUUGGAUGAAGAUAUGCAAGACUUAUAAACUUUAUUUCCUACACUCCCCCUUCCUUUUUGCUUUUGGCAUCAGCAGCAGAUCUUUUCAUGUGGCCCCAGAAACAUAAAGCAUCUUUCCAUUUAAAGGAAAACACACUACUUUUUAAGUACACGCAUUCAAGAGACUUUACAUUGAUCUGCAUGAAGAUCACAGUUGACUGCACAUUGGUAGAACUGCAUUGUCAAAACUUCGUUCACUUAUCCUGCUCUCUUUUCAAUGGAGACAGAGGAGCAAGAUGAAAUAGGUCAAGUCCGAGUAUACCAUUUAGUUGGCAGUAUAAUUUUAAGGUCAAAUGGAACCUGAUAAGUUUUUUUAAAUUAAAAAUGUAUACAUCUGACAUAGAAAAUUAAACAUAGUUGCAGGCGUUUAGAAACAAUGCAAUUGUUUUUGUUUACUUUUAUUACAUGGGCAUUGAUAAGAAACAGAAAUGGUACCCCAAACUGUUGUAAGGGUGUAUUUUUUGAAGUUGAGUAGCUUAAUAUAUAUAAAUAUAUGUAUAUGCAUACAGACACACUUACCUUUUUCAGCAUUUUUGAGAAAGUCUUGGUUUAAGUCUGUACAAUUUCCAGAUAUGGUUGCUAGAAGUUCAGUGUAGCUGAGGAAGUUUGAAACUCCACUAAAAACUGAAACAAACUUCAGUGUGAAUGUAAAUAUAUCAGUCCUAUAAGCAAGAUUUGAGUAAGUACAGUGAAUUUUAUUUAUACCGUGUAUGUUUCUCUUAUACUUCAGGCGCUAUGAACUAAAAAGAAAAAUGUUUUCUUACUGUUUAAUUUAUUUUUAUUGUUUGAACAGGAAGUGAACAUUGUUUCCAAUAAAGUUUUACUUUUUGUAGGAUUUUAAAGGCAGUGACUUUUAUCAGGAGUCUAUUACGGUCAAUAUUAAUAACACUGAACCAGGAAUUCUAACUCCCAAUAUUGGAAUUUUGGUACUUUUUUUCAUAUCUUCGUUCUUUAUUUAGCAACUCUGAUUCUUUUAAAUGUGUUUUAUAUACUCUUCUAUGUGCCUUUUUAACUUGUGGCCUUUUUACUAGUAAGAUACAGAUGUGUCCGCAGAAGCACUGAUGGUUCUUUUCUACUAUCGAGCGGGGUUAAUUUCACCAUAGAAUUACAUCUGGAGAGCUUAAGUUUUACCAAAUAUUAUCUCUAAUGCUUCUCAUGCAAAUGGAUAAACAGCUAAUUGUCACUGAUGCUUUUCAUCAUGUAAUGAAAAUAACAGCAAUUAAAUUAUAGAAGGCAAUAUAAAAUCAACUCUGCAGGCUAUGACUGCCAUUUUAAAGUAAAGAACUAAUGUGUCUGUGCUAUUGAGCAAAAUUCUGUCCUGUGGGAAAUUCACUCAGUCGUUUGCAUUUCUUGAUACACAGCGACAUAUGACGUUGUUUGCACUCUCUCAUCAUGUCUUCAAAAGCAGUCUUCUGGUUUCUGUAAGAAGCUUGUUGGAUGAUGUUGUGAAUUGUGUUUAUAGUUUUUAUCAGGACCC